AUGCUUGUGGAGCUGCGCAAGGACAUCUUUAGCAUGGUCAGUGAGGCCCUGGAAUUCUCCACCUACGCCUGUCACAACUACAACUCCAAUGCCUGUGACAGCCAAGGCCACCACACCUUCUCCAACCCCAACCCACAUGACCCCAGCAACCCCUGCAGCCCCUGUGGCCCCAUUGGAGAGGAUGAGUUGCUGGCGCAGUACAUUGCCAUGGUGUCUCCAUUCACCACAGAGUUGGACGACCAGCUCAAGAUCAUCCACCACCAGGUUCAUGUGAUCCCCAUCACCAGCAGGGUCACAUUCCCUCAGUUGUCCAACAUUGGGUUAUCCAAGGACAAAAAGGCAGCCAUCACUCACAUGCAGGACUCCUUCAAGCUCUUUCAAAUGACCCUGCAGAUAGUGGCCUGCAUGGCCCACCACUUCCCCAACACCAAAUCAGACAUCAAAGAUAUUGCCACAGUGGCCCUCAUUGGCAUGUGUACACUUUUGCACACAUGCAAUGAGACAUGGAUGGUCAAGGCCCUACUGGUGGAAGUGCUCCCCAUGUUCUGUGCCCUUGAGGGCUCUUUGGUCCUUGCACAGGAUUGUGACUGCUUCUUCAGCGCUCUGAAGUUUGCUGCACUCAAGCAGCAGGCCUCCAAGCCCUCUGCCAAGCCAAACGGCAAGUGGAAGGGCUCCUUGUCACAAUUGUCAUCAUCUUCAUCUUCAUCAUCAUCAUCAUUCCCCAAAUUGAAGGGUAAGAAGCCCUACUACAACAAAUCAUCUACUUCUUCUGGCCAUGGCGCAGGCUCCAGUGCCAGCCAGGAUUAG
Molecule: messenger RNA, 807 nt
Organism: Acanthamoeba castellanii str. Neff
Lineage: Eukaryota; Discosea; Longamoebia; Acanthamoebidae
Exons: 2
Coding region: 1-807 (268 amino acids)
Source: RefSeq, a predicted model, not a curated record